This is a messenger RNA of Chenopodium quinoa (quinoa), 387 nucleotides long. RefSeq lists its product as uncharacterized. Lineage: Eukaryota; Viridiplantae; Streptophyta; Magnoliopsida; Caryophyllales; Amaranthaceae. The transcript has a single exon. Gene Ontology annotation, molecular function: zinc ion binding. The record is from RefSeq and is a predicted model, not a curated record. The coding region runs from base 1 to 387 and encodes 128 amino acids.
AUGUCAAGGCUAAGCAACUCUAGGAGUAGAUGUCACUGUGGUUUGUUGGUGUCUAAGAGUAGGGCAUGGACAAGAGAUAACCCUGGCAGAAGGUUUCUUGCUUGCCCUGACUAUGAUGCAAAAACUGAUAAGAGGAGCUGCAAAUUUUUUAAGUGGGACCCCAAUGCAUGGCAGACUGAAGUGAUAUUGGGGCUUAUGCAAGAGAAGCAGGAACUAAAGAAUGAAGUUAUGUCUAUGAGGAAGGAAUUGAAGCAAGUAAACAAGUAUGCUAGGAAGAUUGAAAGUGAUUAUGUUAUGCUUAAAGUAAAAAGAGCUGCUAGGAUGAAUUUGGGCAUUAAUUGUGACUUGUGGAAGGUUGUUAUUGUGCUUCAUGUGCUAGGAAUUUGA